AUGACGGUGGCGAACACUGAAGCACCGACUGGCGGCUCGGAGACCAGUGUGUACAUGCACACGGGGUCGUACGGCUCGGCCACGCGUACGUUGAACUCAACCUAUUCUUGCUCGUGCGCUGCGGCCCACGUGAUGUUCGUCGUGAAGACGAGCGAGUCGGAGAGGACGAUGCUGGCUACGCAACUACUGAGUGGCCUGUACGUUAUCCGGCUCGGCCAGACCAAGUACACCCCAAGCUCCGGUCAUGGCGGUGCUGAGUCCUGUACUCCUCGUACUUGGAUGUGUGCCGGAAUGCUCGACGACGACAAGACGACAAAGAGCAACCAAGUACACACACUGGACGUGGUCGUGCACGCAGCAUUUACCGUUGCCGCUGCUGGCCAGGUCUGGCUCGCUCUCUUGAAGACUGUCCGAUGCAAAUCGGACGCAGGACGAACAGGAGGCACGUCUCUGGGCGUUGUAUCGGACACGUGCGGUGACGAUUUGCCAGCUGCUAAAGAAGGGUCCACGAUGCGUCCAAGGAGGACAGAUGGUGGACUUUCCCUGAACAGCAAGAAAUUAAAAUUUUUGACAUCCCCGAGCACAAUUUUUCCGGAAGCUGAAAGAGUUGUCAUUGAAAAGACCCGAGCGAUGGAAGCCAGAAAACGCACAAAGUGCCAUUCGAACUCUGGCACCGACGAUGCUGCGUGGCUAUUACGAGCGUUAGGCAAGAAGAAAAAGAAGAAAAGCAAGAAUGCAGCGGAGACCAAUGCAGUCAGAACCUCGGGAACCGAAACAUCGGCGAAGAAGACGCAGCAGAAAGUAGAAAAUGAGCGAAAAGUGGGCGUCAUUGGGCUCUCCAUGUCCGUGCAGGAACGUCAGCAGUUGUGGCGCAAUGGGUCGACCAAGAAGCCUCUGGAUGAAGCUGCAGAGCAUACCAAACAGCAGGAACGAGAACGCCAGGAAACAGGCUUUGACCGGGUCUUCCAAGAAGUCUUCGGCAAGGAUCAAGUGGGACAGAAAGGAGCGGACGAGGAAGAGAUGGACAGCAUCCUUGGCGCUGCUAAGGCGUCCUCUCUGGGACUCUCUACUACGACAGCGUCGUUGAUGGCUACCAAUGACGGCAACGCGAAGGAAACUACAGAAACAGGGAAACGCAGAGCUCCAGACGACGUAGAAGAAAACUCUUGGGGCUUUGCUUCGACUGAGAACAGUGCACUAAGUCUCGAUGACUUUGACGCUGAAGAAGACAGUAACAAUGUGGAUUCUGGUGCCUUUAAAGCUGGAAACGCUGCAGGAUUUGAGCGAUGGAAGGCCGAGGACGCACAGAGAGCUGUGAGUGACAAUUUUGUCAAGUUAAACAUGCGCAAGCGCUUCAAAGGAAGUUCUGGACGUGCCAAGAAGCGUCCAGCUUAUCUGCGAGCUCGGAAUGAGAACUCACUGGACGAAGCUACUGGCGAGAAGUCGACAGGAAUCGCGCCAGUUGUCGAUGCCAAUGGCAGUCAACAACGCAAGCUGGACAAGUCUUUGCUGGCUGACGACGGAGUGGACUUCAUUGAGGAAUGUCUGGAGGCGUUGGCCAAGGCGGAGAAGGCGCAUGAGCUCACUAAUCAGGCAACUGACUCGAAGUCUCCUAAGCAGGGAUUGGAACCCCCGAGAUGUCAUCAUGCGCUGGUCUGUCCGAGACGCAUGUUGUGGCGGUCAAGUACGCGAGUCAACGAGCGGAUGUUGCUGGACGCUGCGCGACGCAAGGAGCUGCCUCAUGGUCAUGUUUCACAUCGCAAGGACGGGUACUUGAUCUCCUGGACUGUAGACUUUCACUUGCACGAGACAGCGCAGUGGUACGCGCGUGUUGGCGGCAAGAAAGAAGGCUCUGCAACGCCUUUGGCGACUUUAGAUGCGCAACAGGAGGGAGAGACGAACGCUGCUGCGGUGGCUGCAGCAACCAACGAACGGCGGAUGCUACAGGAGCUGCGAGCUGCGCAACAGACUGGCCAGAUCCAGCGCCUGACGCUGUCGCAGCCAGCGUUCCAGCUGCAGCUGAGCUGGCGAGUCGACGAGACCGAAGAGAUGAAGACCGAGGCUGCGGAACGAUGGACCGCCAGUCUGUACGCGAAGCACGAACACCUCGAGUCACGGCAGCUCGCUCGUCUUGCGCAGCUGUACAGUGCACUACACGCAGCUGCGCUGCCAGCGCCAUCUCCGUCCAGACCGCACGACGAGAAUGAAGAAGAUCUUGGAGAUGCCGAGGACAGAGAGGAGAUCAUGUGGACGAGCUAUGCGGUGGCCAAGGUGUUUCACGGGCUUACGACGCCGCAACUCCCGACACGACAGUGGCGCGACCACGUCUGCUGGCGUCGCUACUCCGACGUCGCCUUCGAGCGCAUCGUACAGAUUGCAAACAGAGUGUUAGUGGAGAAUCAAGCUACAGCAAGUAAGGAUUUAGCGUCUAUAGAAGAAUAA
This is a messenger RNA of Phytophthora infestans T30-4, 2442 nucleotides long. RefSeq lists its product as uncharacterized. Bases 1 to 2442 code for a protein of 813 amino acids. The record is from RefSeq and is a predicted model, not a curated record. The transcript is spliced from 6 exons. NCBI's taxonomy places the organism in Eukaryota, Oomycota, Peronosporomycetes, Peronosporales, Peronosporaceae.